Guyanagaster necrorhizus is the source of this 433-nucleotide messenger RNA. RefSeq lists its product as uncharacterized. NCBI's taxonomy places the organism in Eukaryota, Fungi, Basidiomycota, Agaricomycetes, Agaricales, Physalacriaceae. The record is from RefSeq and is a predicted model, not a curated record. Gene Ontology annotation, molecular function: nucleic acid binding; zinc ion binding. The transcript is spliced from 2 exons. The coding region runs from base 134 to 385 and encodes 83 amino acids.
CUACAAACCCCAACUACAGUUGUGUAAUACAACUCUUCUAUACUGGUCUACAACUCUUAUCUCAAUCCCAAACAUCAACAGCUGGGACACACUGAGCCAUGUAUUCUCAAUGAAAACUGGGCAGGGGGUAGUAAUGAACAAGCAAUCAAGACAGAACGGACUACAAGAUCCACCAGCUCUCAAUCCAGUUGGUCGUCCACAUACUCAGCGGCUCACAGGUGCUCUGGAAGGUCAUCCUCGUGGAGGUGGAGGUGCCCCACGCCGAGAUCCAUAUGCAGCGGUUUCUGAGAAUGCAGUGGUAUCUGGACGCCGGUGUGGCUAUUGCCAGAUUCAAGGCCAUACUCGUCCUAAUUGCCCUAGUUUGCAAAACUUGAAUUCUCGGUAGAUAAUGUAUCAGUAUGGUAAUCCUGUCGGACAAAUUCCAUGAUCCCAU